This is a messenger RNA of Schistocerca serialis cubense, 2983 nucleotides long. Its product is annotated as insulin-like growth factor-binding protein complex acid labile subunit. Gene Ontology annotation, molecular function: protein binding. The coding region runs from base 1 to 2670 and encodes 889 amino acids. The transcript is spliced from 10 exons. Gene Ontology annotation, cellular component: extracellular matrix. The record is from RefSeq and is a predicted model, not a curated record. Lineage: Eukaryota; Metazoa; Arthropoda; Insecta; Orthoptera; Acrididae.
AUGAGGGGUGGGGGCUCCAACAAAAUGGAACACAACCAUGUCAAUAGUGCCUUCUUGCUGAAGCUGUGGUUCCAGCAAUUCCUCCACUAUAUCAAGUGGGGGAGCGACUGUAACGUACUACUAUCUCGCCCCUUCCCCCCUCCACCCCCCACCCCACUCAGUCCCCCGCCUCCCAUAAGACCGAACCCAGUGCCUGCUGAAUGGAGACAUUCCAGAAGGUCUGGGUCAACAGCAGCGGCGGACUGCGGUGUUCACUUCCCGGCUACCGCGCUGGUAUAUUUCAGCGGCCAUGCCGGCUUUAAUGACAUCGCCGGCUGCUCCGAGACCGCCGUAAAGCUUAUCAGCAGCAGCGGCAUAGGCCGUGCGCUCGCGAUACGCCCAGUGGAGCCGGGGCGGGCGUUCGCCGUCCACCGCGUCAGCCAUGCGUGUCCGGCAGCGAGCUCUCCGCCGGGUUCCCAGCUGGCUGGCAUUAUGCGCGCGGCGCGGCUGCGUUUCGUAACUCGGACACGUCCGCAGGUGCAGCGGCGUCGCUGUGAGAACGGGCCGGGUCUUCCCGCCGCCGCCGCCGCCGCCGCCACUGCUGUCCUGGUUGGAGGUCACCCGCGGUUUCCGUGUUUUGCUGCGGCGAGCGCUCCCGGCCGAUCUCUCGCCAGUGCCCCGGGCGACGGCGGCCAGUCAGCUGUUGAGCUGCCGCUAGGGACGGACGUCUCUCCCGCGGCCCACACCGCGCCACGCCUCACACCAGCUGACUGCCUCGCCGCACAGUGGUCAGUCGCCCGCCGAGCCGCGCUCGACCGCGCCUGUGGUGUCGUACUGCCUGUGGCCGACGUCCGCGGAAACCGACGCAACCAUACGACGCAGCACGAGGAAAAGCGCUGCCCCGCGGAAGAAAGCCCCGCCGGUGCGGCGCCAGGCUCGGCCGACGGCGCUCCUCCGGCGCGCGGCUACCGCGACUGCAGACGGCGCUAUUUCGGUCGGCUGGCCCGCCGCAGCGGUGAAAGCGCCCGGCCGUGGCUCUGCCGCCUUGUCCACAAGCCGAGUCGGCCGGCGCACGGGACCGAGUGGCCUUCGGGUCGGCACGCCGACUGCGCCGGCCGCCCGAGGCGCCGCCUGGGACCGCCGUUGACUGUGGUCUCCACCCUGCUACUCAGCCUGCCAGCACUGACGCUGGCCGUGUUCCCCUGCGUGCUGCAGGAGGGCACGAUGCUGUGCGACUCGCGCAACCUGACGGCCGUGCCUGACCUCUCAGACCAGCCCGCAGACAAGGUGACGGAGCUACGGCUGGAGCGCAACGCCAUCCGUGACGUGUCUGGAGGACCGCUGGUCAACCUGACGGCACUGCGCCUCCUGUCGCUGGACUGGAACUCGCUAGCCGACCUUCCAGAGGACCUGCUCGACGGCAGCCCCGCGCUGGAAGUCCUCCAGGUCGGCUGGAAUCAGCUGUCCGCGCUGCCGCCCCGGCUCUUCGACAACCUGGCCCAGCUCAGGGUACUGCGUGCCGCCAACAACCUCAUCUCUGAGCUAGACAAUUCGACUUUUGCGUCGACGCCACUGCUGGAGACUGUGGACUUACGCAGCAACAUGUUGACGUCACUGGAGCCUGGGACGUUCACCGGCCUCAAGAACCUCAAGGAGGUCAUCCUCGAAGAUAACCACCUGUCCUUGCUUCCGCCAAAGACCUUCGGAAGCAACCCCAACCUCGUGACCCUGAUGCUGGGCAAGAACAGUCUGACAGAGGUUCCAGCGGACGUCUCAGGAGCGAUGCCGUCACUGCAGUACCUGGACCUGGCGGACAACAGCCUCUCCGUGUGGGAGCGCGGCGCCUUCCGGGAACUGCAGCAGCUCCAGACGCUGCUUCUGUCCCGCAACAACCUGUCCAGCUUGACAGCAGGCGCCCUGGACAACCUGCCAGAGCUGACGGAGCUCCGGCUCAACGAGAUUGGCCUCACCACGCUGCACCGCGACCUGUUCGUCAAGCAGACGAGCCUACGGUCCCUGCAGCUGCGCAACAACUCGUUGGCUCGCGUCGCCCCGGGCACCUUCCGCUUCAACGGGCGACUGGCGUCCCUCUACCUGGACAACAACCACCUGGCCGACAUUGAGGUGGGCACGUUCGACCACCAGGGUGAGCUGGCCUUCCUCGUGCUCAGCGGCAACCGACUCACCACUCUCCGCCGGACCAUGUUCACCCGCCUGCCGCGGCUGUCGACGCUGAUCGUGAACGACAACCGGGUGACGAGCGUCGACCGGGACACCUUCUGGGACAACCCGCUGCUGUCGGUGCUCAGCAUCAUCGGAAACGCCAUCGAGCGGCUGCCCGCUGACCUCUUCAGCCGCAAUCCGAACCUCCAGGAGGUGCGGCUCCGCAUCAACCGGCUAUCCCUGGUUCAGCCCGGCACCUUCCGCAACAACUCCCGCCUACAGUACCUGGAGCUGGAUCACAACCUACUGCAGACCAUGGACGUCUCCGUCAUAGAGCCGCUUGUCUGGCUCAAGGGGCUGACUCUGGAGGGCAAUCCGUGGACGUGCGACUGCGCGCUGGAGCCGCUCUUCACCAAGAUCCGCAAGCACGGCAUCGUGGUCAGGGCCGACCCUGCCAUCUGCGCCAGCCCUUUGGACCUUAAGGGCAAGGAGGUCCUCAAGGUGGUGGGCGAGCUGCAGUGCGGCUGAGAUGGCACCGGCGCCAACAACGCAGGCUCGGCGCAGAGUGAGGGAACUGCCUUUAAUUCAUCUCCACAACACACCACACUCCACUCCACUCCACUCCACAACAGCACACUACCAGCUCCACUCAAGCGACUGUUGCAUAUAGUACGCAUUAUUAUACUAGGUAUAGCCGUACACCUUACACUACCAACUGCACAGAAUCAACUUUUCUAUAUAGCAUGUACCAUUGUAUAUUGUAUUACAUCAUAUGUAAGUAUACAUACCAUACAAUACAUACAGCUCUCCAUCACAAAAGACUAUCCACUGCAUGGAAAGG